This is a messenger RNA of Oppiella nova, 699 nucleotides long. The record is from the annotation of a GenBank genome assembly. NCBI's taxonomy places the organism in Eukaryota, Metazoa, Arthropoda, Arachnida, Sarcoptiformes, Oppiidae.
CCAUCAAGAGUCGAUGAGUUAUUGGUCGCAAACGAUGCCCUUCUGUACAAACCGAAGACACUAAUGCGACACAUGAAUGACAAGUGUUUGGCCGAUGAUUGCCAUCACAUACCGACGGAUAAGACAUCGUUUGUGGAGCACAUGAGAAGUGUCCACAAAAGCACACAUCUCUACGAAUGCCAUUACAGCACAUGUGAUGUCAUAUUCAUGUCUUUCGAUGGUGUGAAGCAACACAUCACUCGAAUUCACUUACGAAAGCGAUUAAAGCCAUUGAAAUGUGAAUUCAUUGGUUGCGGCAAAGUUUUGGGAUGUUUGUCAUCAUUUGCUAAACACCAGAGAGUGCAUGAGGUGUCCAAACUCACUGGAUGUGGUAAAGUGAUGUCUAGUCGAUGUUCAUACACCCAACACCUGUUGACCCACUCUAUCACCAAACCAUUCAAAUGUACUGUUGAUGGAUGUGAUGAGAGGUUCACAAACAAAGCCAAUUUAAACUGUCAUGUGAACAGACAUAAUGGACUCAAACCCUAUGCCUGUACUCAUGAGUCUUGUGGUCAACGGUUUGCGCAAAAAAAGGCCCUCAAAUAUCACGUCCAAGUGGUUCACGCAAAACAUAUGCCAUUUGUUUGCGAUUACAUGGGAUGUCAUAAGAGGUUUGCAUUCAAUUACCUCAUGACUGCUCACAAACAGAUUCACAACUGA